AUGGAGGCUGCAGCAUUUGAUGCCGGGGUUCAACAACCUGAAGGAGAGGAGAACUUAAUCGAAGCUGCGAAGCAAAUUGUGAAGGCUUUAGGGUCGGGAAAGAAUCUCACGGAUGAUGCAAGGAAAAUUUUGGCUGACCUGGGCACCCAAUUGUCCACCAUAAACAUAAUCAGUGAGGACAAGGACAGUGACAUAGGCGAGCUCGAGGCACAGUUGGAUGCAAUUCAGGAGAAGAUUGCGAAUUGGGAGGCUGACCAGUCUAUGAUAUGGGAUUCAGGUCCCGAUGAAGCUGGUGAGUAUAUGAAUGCCACUCUAGAAGCCCAAAGAUUGAUUGAAAGAUUGGAGAAUUUUUGCCCUGGUGGUGGUGCUGGAGAUGAUGCUGGUAGAAGGGAUUUGCUACGCAGGGCGCACGAUGUGCUUCAAAUGGCAAUGGCAAGGCUCGAGCAGGAGUUUACACACUUGCUUGUACAAAACCAGCUACCAUUUGAGCGAGACAAUGUAGCAUCUUUCCGUUCAAGUGAAGAUGAUGGUCUCGAUUUCAACUCGUUUGUCUCCACUGGUGAUGAUCUUGAGGACCCGAGUAAUCGAGAUAGCAGCGUCAGCAGGAGCUGGGAGGAACUCACCAUUGAUAUGGUACACCCUGAUGCUAUCCCAGACCUUAGAGAUAUUGCUGAGUUGAUGUUUGUUUCUGGUUAUGGUCACGAAUGUACACAAGCAUAUAUCACUGUUAGAAGAGAUGCCUUGGAUGAGUGCCUGUUCAUUCUCGAAAUGGAGAAACUGAGCAUCGAGGAUGUACUGAAAUUGGAAUGGGGGAGCCUUAAUUCCAAGAUUAAAAAGUGGAUCCGAGCUUUGAAACAGUUUGUCCGAGUCUAUCUUGCCAGCGAGAGUUUCCUCAGCGAGCAGAUCUUUGGACAGCUCGAGCAAUCAUCAUGGUCAGUUUGUUUCAUCGAGGCGUCAAAGGGAUCAAUGCUGCAGCUGUUGAACUUUGGGGAAGCCAUAUCUAUUGGUCCUCACAAACCAGAGAAGCUCUUCCCUAUCCUCGACAUGUACGAGACCGUUUCAGGUAUGAUUCCCGACCUAGAUUCUCUAUAUGCAAGUGGAGCUGGUUCGUGUGUUAGAAUCGAUUGCCACGAGCUUCAGAGAAGGUUAGGUGAUUCAGUUAGGGCAGCAUUUUUAGAAUUUGAGAAUGCAAUCGCGACGAGCACUUCAACAAUUGCUUUCGCUGGAGGAGGGAUCCACCAUUUGACACGCUAUGUUAUGAAUUACCUCAAUACACUCACUGACUACCAGGAAUCGUUGAAUUACCUCCUGAAAGACCACGAUAGACAGAAUGCUGUUGUUAUGUCGCCUGAUCUAGCUCCGUCAACAAGGCAAGAAGACGAUGCCAGGGGGGAACCUGCUGCAGACGAUUACGCCACCAUGGCUCUACACUUCAGGUCGGUCACCUCGAUCCUGGAGUGCAAUCUUGACGACAAGUCAAGGCUGUACAGGGAUCCAUCCUUGCAGCAUGUAUUCAUGAUGAACAAUGUCCACUACAUGGCACAGAAGGUGAAGAAUUCAGCAGCAUUAAGGCACGUGUUCAAGGACGAGUGGAUCAGAAAGCGCAACUGGAAGUUCCAGCAGCACGCAAUGAGCUAUGAGAGAGCCACGUGGAGCUCCGUGCUGUCCUUGUUGAAAGACGAAGGCAACUCCCAUCCGGGAUCGGUCCCUAAAGCUCAACUCAGGGACCGGCUGAAGAACUUCUAUGUGGCGUUCGAGGACGUUUACAGGACGCAGACAUCAUGGAUCAUCCCCGACGCUCAGCUACGCGAGGACCUACGAAUCUCGACCUCGCUCAAGGUCAUCCAAGCUUACCGAAUGUUCAUCGGGAGGCACACGAACAACAUCGGUGAUAGGCAUGUUAGGUAUAGUGCUGACGAUUUGCAGAAUUAUUUGCUGGAUCUGUAUGAAGGGUCUCAGAAGUCAUUGCACAAUCCUCACCGUAGAUGA
This is a messenger RNA of Linum tenue, 1989 nucleotides long. Lineage: Eukaryota; Viridiplantae; Streptophyta; Magnoliopsida; Malpighiales; Linaceae. The record is from the annotation of a GenBank genome assembly.